AUGGCUGAUGAGCAAGAAAUCAUGUGCAAACUGGAAAGCAUCAAAGAGAUCAGGAAUAAGACUUUGCAGAUGGAGAAGAUCAAGGCACGCCUGAAGGCAGAGUUUGAAGCCCUGGAAUCGGAGGAGAGGCACCUGAAGGAAUACAAGCAGGAGAUGGACCUUCUGCUGCAGGAAAAGAUGGCCCAUGUGGAGGAGCUGCGGCUGAUCCAUGCUGACAUAAAUGUGAUGGAGAACACCAUCAAGCAGUCUGAGAAUGACCUCAAUAAGCUCUUGGAGUCCACUCGGCGCCUGCAUGAAGAGUACAAACCCCUGAAGGAGCACGUAGAUGCCCUACGGAUGACUCUGGGCUUGCAGAGGCUGCCAGAUCUGUGUGAGGAGGAAGAGAAACUCUCUCUUGAUUACUUUGAAAAGCAGAAAGCUGAAUGGCAGACAGAACCACAGGAACCUCCCAUUCCAGAAUCUCUGGCUGCAGCUGCAGCUGCUGCCCAACAGCUACAAGUGGCUAGGAAACAGGACACCAGACAGACAGCAACUUUCAGACAACAGCCACCUCCAAUGAAGGCCUGUUUAUCAUGUCACCAGCAAAUUCAUCGGAACGCACCGAUAUGUCCACUCUGCAAAGCAAAGAGCCGGUCUCGGAAUCCCAAAAAACCCAAGAGGAAACAGGAUGAGUGA
Messenger RNA from Emys orbicularis (European pond turtle), 675 nucleotides. RefSeq names its product zinc finger C4H2-type containing (gene ZC4H2). The coding region runs from base 1 to 675 and encodes 224 amino acids. Gene Ontology annotation, biological process: positive regulation of neuron differentiation. Gene Ontology annotation, cellular component: nucleus. Lineage: Eukaryota; Metazoa; Chordata; Testudines; Emydidae. The transcript has 5 exons. The record is from RefSeq and is a predicted model, not a curated record.